This is a messenger RNA of Microdochium trichocladiopsis, 1359 nucleotides long. RefSeq lists its product as uncharacterized. The record is from RefSeq and is a predicted model, not a curated record. Lineage: Eukaryota; Fungi; Ascomycota; Sordariomycetes; Xylariales; Microdochiaceae. The transcript is spliced from 2 exons. The coding region runs from base 1 to 1359 and encodes 452 amino acids.
AUGGCCCAGGCGAACAGCCCGCUGCCAGCAGCAUCCACAAACACUGCAGAGGGCACCAAACAGCACCGCCAACCUCGGCACCAGAUCAAGCGCUCCUUGACUGAGCUCGCAGGACCGGUCCGCCUGCCCCGGCACAAUGACAAAGACCGUCAACAACAGCAGCUUCGAGGCCGCGACCUAAAAGAUCAUGACGAGCGCCGGCAUUCUCCCCGCCAUCAUCAACACCACCAUGGACACCACACCCACAAGGACCGCGAUGAGCACCGCUCCGGACUCGUGAACCAGCUCCUGCCAGUGCCAGGCUCGGCGGGAGGCCACCAUUUUUUUGGCCGCGCAUCAGCGGACAUGCCACGCUCAGAGCGAACUUCUUCAUACUUUGGCAGCGAUCUAGACCGCAGUCGGCGGCCGAGUCUAGUUGGUGGAGGUGGUGCAGCUGGUCCUGGCAAGAUAGACAUUUCGAAUGCUGCUUCCGGAGUGAUAGCUGGGGACAUACAGAGACGAGCGAAGGGGAAGACAAAGGCGGAGCGGGAGGCACUGCUGCUCCGGGAACGGGCCGAUGCUAUCAGUCGUGCAAACGCGCUCCGAACCUCUCUGGCCGAAUUGAGCGCCUUCUCCAAUGACGCGACCAAAACUUUGGACGACUCGUACUAUUCGGUUCUCGAGCGGCUCGGCACCCUCCAGCAAACCAUUGUUGCCUUGCGCGAGCUCGCAAGCUUGUCCAGCGAUCUCGCCCAAUCGUUCAAGCACGACUCGAGCGAGCUUACCGAGGAGAUCGAGGCCCAGAUACAGCCAUUUGGCGAGCUCGACGAGCACCAGGACCGCAUCAAGAGCCUACAGCAGCGCAUCACUGUUGGUCGAGACAAGACGAAAGGUCUGACCGAGCGCGUAGACCGUGUGCGCGAGCGCGUAGAAGGGUGGGAGGCUGCGGACCAGGACUGGCGAGUGCGCACAAGGAAGCGCCUCAGGGUCAUAUGGGUGGUAGUUGUUACCACUGCUAUCAUCAUGCUGCUGCUAGUCUUGCUGGGCGCCCACCAGGAUGAGCUUCUGUCCGCGUCCACCACAGCUGCGGCAGUGGGAGCAGCAUCGGCACUGUCAUCAGGUAUUAGCUCAGCUGGGGCUUCGGUCUACUCCUCAGCCGUACACAGGCCAGUAACGACGGGAAACUCGGGGGGAGAUGUUGGCCCAGACACCCUCGGUGACGCGCUCCCAGCUGAGAGCAAGGCAGAGCAACGCUGUCAUGAGGAUGAUGCCGUGGGUGGUUUAAGAAGACUGAUUGAUGAAGUCACGGAGGCUUUCCGGGCACGGCAACAGGAGGACCGACCAGAUCCGGACGUGCUGAGAGUCCUUGACGAGCUUUAG